Messenger RNA from Mucor velutinosus, 1401 nucleotides. RefSeq lists its product as uncharacterized. Gene Ontology annotation, biological process: mitochondrial electron transport, NADH to ubiquinone. Gene Ontology annotation, molecular function: quinone binding; oxidoreductase activity, acting on NAD(P)H; NAD binding. The coding region runs from base 1 to 1401 and encodes 466 amino acids. The record is from RefSeq and is a predicted model, not a curated record. Lineage: Eukaryota; Fungi; Mucoromycota; Mucoromycetes; Mucorales; Mucoraceae. The transcript has 3 exons.
AUGUCAUUUGCUACCAGAGUAUGGGCUCGUAGACUCGUCAACGCUGCCUCAACAACCCCUGCUGCACGCACCUCUUUGCUUAGACCCCGUGCAAUGCCCCUCAAGGCAUACAAGCCAUUCCGCACCAUGGCAACCGCUGCUAACCACUCUCACGAAUUUGCUGGCGAUGCUUCUGUUACAACUAUCACUGAAGAUGCCAGAGAUUUUGGUGCUGUUGACGAUGAGGAUGAAAGUAGAAUGCGUAACUUUACUGUCAAUUUCGGUCCUCAACAUCCUGCUGCUCACGGUGUGCUUCGUCUCAUUCUCGAAUUGAACGGUGAAGAGAUUGUCCGUGCUGAUCCUCACAUUGGUUUGUUGCAUCGUGGUACUGAAAAGUUGAUUGAAUACAAGACUUACUUGCAAGCCUUGCCUUACUUUGAUCGUCUUGAUUACGUCUCCAUCAUGACCAACGAACAAGCUUACUCAUUAGCUGUUGAGAAGCUCUUGAACAUUGAAGUGCCUGAGCGUGCCAAGUAUAUUCGUACCAUGUUUGGUGAAGUUACUCGUAUUUUGAAUCACAUUAUGGCUGUCAUGUCCCACGCUAUGGAUGUUGGUGCCUUGACCCCUUUGCUUUGGAUGUUUGAAGAGCGUGAAAAGUUGAUGGAAUUCUAUGAACGUUGUUGUGGUGCUCGUCUUCACGCCAACUACGUUCGUCCCGGUGGUGUAUCUCUCGAUAUCCCCAUUGGUCUCUUGGCUGAUAUUCACGACUGGUCCGAACAAUUCGCUGAUCGUGUUGAUGAAAUUGAAGAACUCUUGACUGGUAACCGUAUCUGGCAGAUCCGUACUCGUGAUGUUGGUAUUGUCACUGCUCAAGAGGCCCAAGAUUGGGGUUUCUCUGGUGUUCUUGUGCGUGGUUCCGGUAUCAAGUGGGAUCUCCGUAAGGUCGCUCCCUAUGAUGCCUAUGAUAAAGUAGAAUUCGACGUUCCUGUCGGUCAAAAUGGCGAUUGUUUCGAUCGUUAUCUCUGCCGUAUGGAAGAGAUGCGUCAAUCUCUUCGUAUCAUCCAUCAAUGUAUCAACCAAAUGCCCGAAGGUCCCAUCAAGACAGACGAUUGGAAGGUGACCCCCCCUCCUCGUGCUGCCAUGAAAGAAGACAUGGAAGCCUUGAUCCAUCAUUUCAAGUUCUACUCUGAAGGUUUCUCUGUGCCUGCUGGUGAAACCUAUACUGUUGUUGAAGCACCCAAGGGUGAAUUUGGUGUCUUUUUGAUGUCUGAUGGCUCCAACAGACCCUAUAGAUGUAAGAUCAGAGCUCCUGGUUUCUCUCAUCUCCAAGGUGCCGAUUUCAUGUCUCGUAACCAUUUGCUUCCCGAUAUGGUCACCAUCAUUGGUACAAUGGAUAUUGUGUUUGGUGAAGUUGACAGAUAG